Messenger RNA from Vitrella brassicaformis, 1693 nucleotides. Lineage: Eukaryota; Vitrellaceae. The record is from the annotation of a GenBank genome assembly.
AUGAACUCGACAAGUAGCAACUCAAGGUGGGUACCCACGUGCGUGCAUGCGUGCAUGUGCGUGUGUAUCGUGUGUGUGUUUGUUGACGCCCUGUACGCCCCACGUGCUGUCCGUGUGUGUAGGAGACAGUAGAGUUGAUCGACAAUGACGACGACAGUGAGAUCAGCCCCGAGGACUUCUACUUUGCGCUCCCACGAGGGUCAGCCAGCACGCCCGCCCCACCCUCCACACAGACAGAGAGAGUGAGAGAGAGAGAGAGAGAGAGCGGCAGAUCACAUCUGAGUCCAUCCAUUCAUUCCUUAAUGGCUGCCUGUAUGCAGGUGGCCUCCUUGCAAUCGACAAGAAACUACAGCGGAGAAGCCCUUGCCGGCCGGCCUGCACGCUACAAUGGGGGCGUGAAUUGAUGAGGUGGGCGCUGGAGAAGGUCGCUGUCUCAGCGGUAACAGUGUCUGUUCUCCUCUUCGAAUCUGUCGUUGCAGGUGGCCUCGCUGCGAUCGACAAAGAACUACGGCGCGGAAGCUCUUGCCGGCCAGCCUGCACGCUGCAACGGAAGCGUGAAUUCAUGAGGUGAGCGCUGGAGAAGGCCGCUGUGUGAGCGGUAACAGUGCCUGUUCUGCUCUUCGCAUCUGUCGUUGCAGGUGGCCUCGCUGCGAUCGACAAAGAACUACGGCGCGGAAGCUUUUGCCGGCCAGCCUGCACGCUGCAUUGGGGGCGUGAAUUAAUGAGGUGAGCGCUGGAGAAGGCCGCUAUCUUAGCGGUAACAGUGCCUGUUCUGCUCUUCGAAUCUGUCGUUGCAGGUGGCCUCCCUGCGAUCGACAAAGAACUACGGCGCGGAAGCUUUUGCCGGCCAGCCUGCACGCUGCAAUGGGGGCGUGAAUUCAUGAGGUGAGCGCUGGAGAAGGCCGCUGUCUGAGCGGUAACAGUGCCUGUUCUGCUCUUCGAAUCUGUCGUUGCAGGUGGCCUCCCUGCGAUCGACAAAGAACUACGGCGCGGAAGCUCUUGCCGGCCAGCCUGCACGCUGCAAUGGGGGCGUGAAUUAGUGAGGUGAGCGCUGGAGAAGGCCGCUGUCUCAGCGAUAACAGUGCCUGUUCUCCUCUUCGAAUCUGUCGUUGAAAUCUCGCGAAAUCAGAAAUGCUGCCAGAAUCGGCGAGCAGUUUCACGGAGUCGGAUGCGAGCUUAGCUAUGCGAUGUAGGUCGUGGAUACCAGUCCCACUACGACACAUGUGUGUAUCCAUCCUUUCCCUGUCCAUCUCUUCCGGCAGAUGUAUGACCUCUUCAACGCUGCACUCAUCCCGCCACUCCGGGUAUGUAUGUAUGUGUGAAUGCCGGCCACACACACUCACCAGACACACGGAACACAGCCCACCUGUAGGCCAGGCCGCUUACUGUAUGUCCAUCUCUUCCCUCUUGAUUGAUGCAGGAAAUAGUGUCCGUCUACAGGAGCUCCAGGCUGCAUCCGCGCACAGCCAGCCGAACCUACCGACGGCAAUAGCAGCAGCAGCGAGCCGGCUGAUGGCGCAGCAGCUGCGGCAGACGCAGCAGCACCCGCCGACAAAGACAAUGAACAACAGGUGAGUGAGCACCACCCCCACGGACUGCCCUCUGUCUACGUGCAUGCCUUCUCGUUUCUCUGUGUGUCUUUUUGUGUGUGUGUGUGUGUGUGUGUGCGUGUGUUGACAGCAUUCGUCGUUGA